Molecule: messenger RNA, 1199 nt
Organism: Rubroshorea leprosula
Lineage: Eukaryota; Viridiplantae; Streptophyta; Magnoliopsida; Malvales; Dipterocarpaceae
Source: the annotation of a GenBank genome assembly
AUCGUCUUCACCUCAAUUACCGACGCAAAGCUGAACCUCUAAUCUCAAAUUCUUCAAAGAUUCAUCUCCUUUACAGAAGCCAAAAUUCAAGAAAUCGAAGAACAGAUUUCUUUUCGAUUUUCAUGUUCAUGAUUAAAUCCAUACCAUCAAAUCUUCGCCUUUGAUCUUAGGGUUUCGGUUUGCUCUCAUUUCUCUCGUAGAUGCCGACGGAUCUCCGUCAAGUCACAACUUCUUCCCUCGCCACGCCUCCAAUCGCCGAAUUCGAAGACAGGGUUCACAGCGAUCCCGUGUUCUCGUCGCAAUGCCACGGCGUCUUGUAUAAUGCCAUGUUGGUGGUGCCAGCGGUGCUCUUCGUGGUGUAUCUGGCGGUGCACGCGAGGAAGAACGUUAGAAAGCUGCGCAAUGGGAGGUCGUACGUUAUGAUUUCCUAUUACGCCCUUCUCUGGAUCGCAAGCGGAUUUAAUCUAGCCUGGUGCUGUCUUCAGGCGUGGCAAUGCUCUCCUGCAAAGGAAGUAGCUUGGAAUCUCAUAUCUUUGUUUACCACAUCGGGAUUGUUGUGUUUGGAAGUUAGUCUGAUUGCUUUCUUACUUCAAGAAAGUUAUGCCAGUGGGUUGGAAGCUUUAGCACAUAAUUUCAUUGUCUCAGGAAUCAUUGUUGGCGUGGACAUGCUUUUCAAGGCAAUUUUUGUAUUUGGAUUUGGGGUCCCACUGUUCAUUGGUGUUGGGAGCUCUCACCGUGGGAAAUGGGGCUUGUGGAUCAUCCACAAUAUAUUACUUACUGCAGUUUAUGGCUUCAUUCUGUUUGUGCAUUUCUCAAAAUGGAGAGAGAAGUUACCUUCCAGACCAGCAUUUCACAACUAUGUGAUUGUCAUGUUUGCCAUUAAUGCUACUGCAAUGUUUGCUUGUGGACUUGCCGGUCUUGGAGCAGGCAUUGGCAUUUGGUUGUACAAUCUUACCGUUAUCUGCUAUCACGCUCUUUAUCUUCCUUUUCUGUACAUAACUUUCCUAGCAGAUUUUUUCCAGGAGGAAGAUUUUCUUUUGGAUAAUGCAUAUUACUCUGAGAUGAGAGAUGCUGGGUUUUUUGAUGCAGAUUGGGAUUAGUUAAUAUACUCAUACUCUUGCUAAGUCUGGUUGUAUACUUUGUAAAUAAAUUCAAACUGAGCUAUGGUUGAAGACCCUUUAUAAAUCCUGCAUGUGUUA